CUUUACAAGCCACGCGAUCGGCCGGACAUGGUGUUCACCAGCUUCAGUCUUCACACGAUACCCACAUUUUUGCUGACGACCCUACUCGUUCCGUCAACCGUCAACGCCUAUGUAUGCGGGCUGACGUCGGGCAGCCGCGUCGUGGGCGGCGUGAAGGCGCCGGCCUACGCCUACCCGUGGUUCGCGGAGCUGCUACUGCGCGGGGAGCCCGACAACGGCGUCUGCGCAGGCGCGCUCAUCUCCCGCCAGCACGUCCUCACCGCCGCGCACUGCUUCGUCGGGAUACUGGAAGGUGUUCCCAACGACAAGAAGUAUAAGGUCGCGCUGGGGAUGUCUAACCAGUGCGUCAACCAGAACACGAGGAAGAUCUACGACGUGGCCCGAGCGGACGUUCACGAGCGCUACACUACGGCAGGGAACGACUACGACAUCGCCCUGCUCACACUCAAGGAGCCCGCGCAUUUCAUGCCGCUCUGUCCUCCGUGGGAAGUGCAGGGAGCUAGCCGGCUGAUGUUGUGGGGCCGGCCGGCCGACGCGCCGAAGCCGCUGGUGCUGCCCGACGACGGCGGGCGCACCGGUCUGGUGGCCGGCAUGGGCACGACGCGGCCCGGCGUGUCCAGCAGCACGCCCUGCGAGAUCCGGCACGCGCUCGUCACCGUCCUCACACGCCGCGAGUGCCUCAACACGCGCCUGCCGCGCGUCGAGGCCAUGCAGCCCGGCAUCAUCUGCGCCGGAGAGCUGGCCGGCGGCGUCGACACCUGCCAGGGAGACAGUGGUGGUGCGAUGAUGACGAAGUCUGGCCGCCAGUACGUUGCCACAGGCAUUGUGUCGUACGGCUACGGCUGUGGGCAGCGCAACAUGCCCGGCGUGUACACGAACGUGUCGUACUACAAGGACUGGAUCGUGAAGCACAUGGGCUCCGGCUACCAGCAGCGCCUGCGCUCCAGGACCGGCGCCGCUAGGCUGGCUAGCCAGAGAAGGGGCGGCGCCGCUGCGAACGCCGACUGAACCUCGUUCCACGGCGGUCACCACUGCUGCCCGAAGGCACGCCUCCACGCUAAUCCUCGUGACCACUCACCGCGAAAUUAUCUGGGCUUCCAUAGCCGCGAUUAAGUGCAUAAUGAAUGUGCCUCCCAAAUUCAAAUGAACGUUCUAUCGCUGUUCCUUUGUUUGAGUUCCUCGGUACGUAGAUAAUGAGAUGCUUUUGACACUUAUUAACGCCAUUCCGUGUUUCCGGUAUUUCAGUAAAUAGCACUUGGUUCCACACAAAUUAAAUUAAAUAGUAUAUUUCACGUAGACCCGAGUAAUAAAAUUUUUAAAAAAUAUUGUAGUCUUCUUUUGAAAAACCAAUUUAGUAGCCGAGAUAUCUAUGUUGACACACUAACUGUAGUACUAGUUUCGCCAUAUCUGUUGCCUUCCUCAGUUCUAUAAAAAAAGAAAAUAUUUCAACGUUGUAGUUUACAGCAUGCACUAUACUUAUUUCAUGUUACAUUUCUUCUAUUAAUUCCAAUGUUAAACAGAAAUGUGACGCUCUUGCAGUAGUUGUCUGUAACUGAUGUUAGGUAGAGAGCCUGUAUAGGGAGAGAGUGGCCAUUGGUGAAGUUGCCCGUGAUUGGUUGAUUAGCUUCGGCGCCAUUUUUCUGCCAAACGUCUCUCGCGCUUCCUAUGUUCGCACAUGCUUUUGAGCUGAAUUGAAGUUCAUAGGACUUUUGGAAACGAUUAAGAAGUAUUUGAUUUAUUGAUAGACUUGUUAUUCGUUGUGCAUGCAUGUUCUAUUUAGUUGUAUAUCGUGUUCAGUGCGUAAUUAGCGUUUGCGAUCUUAAAUACGAGUUGAAAUAAAGAAAGCGUUUUGUGAUGAAGUCGGUAGGCCUACUUGUUUGAAGUAGGUAGACCUAUUACAAUUUACUACAUUUUUAAGCUCUUAUUUCUUUAACAGUUCGUGCAUACUGGUAGCAUCACAAGCUUUCCUGAAGCCAAUAUCUGACAGUCCUUGCUGGAAACGGAAAGAUCCUGUAAUUGUUGUGCCAUGCUCAUUCGACUUUAUAGCGUCAAACUGUAUUUCGUUGCGAAUCAGAACACUAGGCAUUAUUUAGGUUUCAGUAUUAUUUCCUGACUGUUCACGCAGCCAAGUGCUAGGCACGUUUUCCGCAGUUGUGGUUGCUGAAACAUUAUUCGUAGUAGAUAAUUGUAGGUACUCUUGAAUACAGUUUUUAAUAGGCCUACUUACUGUGGGGUACGGUAGUUUCCUUGUUAUAUUUGUUCGAUAUUAUAGUAGCCUACAUUUAAUAUUACCUGAUUUUUGUAAUCUUUUUCGUUUGUUAUCUACGAGAGGUAUUCCAGUUGUUUAUUUGUGACAUGCAAAAAGUUUGAAGACGUGACAAGAAGUACUAAUACGCCUCAAA
This is a messenger RNA of Schistocerca americana (American grasshopper), 2402 nucleotides long. Its product is annotated as coagulation factor XI-like. Gene Ontology annotation, molecular function: serine-type endopeptidase activity. Bases 28 to 1008 code for a protein of 326 amino acids. NCBI's taxonomy places the organism in Eukaryota, Metazoa, Arthropoda, Insecta, Orthoptera, Acrididae. The transcript is spliced from 6 exons. The record is from RefSeq and is a predicted model, not a curated record. Gene Ontology annotation, biological process: proteolysis.